Cooperia oncophora is the source of this 1605-nucleotide messenger RNA. Lineage: Eukaryota; Metazoa; Nematoda; Chromadorea; Rhabditida; Trichostrongylidae. The record is from the annotation of a GenBank genome assembly.
AUGUGCGUAACUGUUGGUUCGAAACAUGUGAAAUAUUGGCAUCUUCCUGCUGGUGAUUCGCAACAAGGCGCCGGUUUACAGUCACGCUCUGCGAUUCUUGCCGAUCGGAGAAGUUCGAUAUUUGUGGAUGUCGUUUUCUUAGACGCGAAUCGAGUUCUGUCAGUUACGGAGGAUGGAGCACUAGUAGAGUUCCUCAAUAAGAAGUACGUGAAAACGUACCGAUUCGACGAUCCCAGUCUACCGUUAUGUUUAUCGGUGACCAAGGAUGCAGUAGUGCUUGGUUGUACAGGCGGUGUGAUUCGUCUUUACGACAAGCAGGACCUAAAAAUGCGUUGUCGUUUACCUCAUCCGGCUUUCAUCGGAAUGGAUCCGGCUGUUGCGAGCACGGCUGAGUCGCUUGAUAUUCAUCCGAAGGAUGUCAGUUAUCCCGAAGUCCGAGCUUUGUGUUCGACGUCAUCGGGUCCUGAGACGUUUAUAGCCGCAUACUCGGAUCGCUCGAUGUUCGUCUUCGAGAGGGACAAUGCCAGAGAUCAGUGGAAGAAGCUCUCCAGCUCACUAGCUCAUGUGGGAGCGGUGACGGUAGUUAAGCGCUAUCCCUCGCAAUUUCCCUACUUACCUAGCGGGUCGUUUAUAACAGGUGGAGUGGAUGGUACAGUUCGGAUAUGGAGUUUGGAGAGGAAGAAAGACAGGGCUUGUUCCUUGCCAUGCACGAACCUUUUGUCUCCAACCCUUAAGAAGAUCAUACACGUCGAGGAUAACUUCUCAUCACUCGUGGAACCACGCGGAGAUGUUGGUCUUAUGCCAAGCGAAAGAGUGGAAACAAUGACCGGAAUUCGAUGUUUGACGGUAUCUCCUGACGGCAAACAUCUCGUGGCUGGCACCAAGAGCGGAAAUAUUCAUAUUAUCGAUCUCACUGAUCCUGAAAUGAACGUGUUAGGAGAGGUCAGUGCACAUGAGCUGGACGUGCAGUGUGUCGAAUUCUCGGACAAUACACGAGGAGCUCCAUAUCUGUUUGCGUCUGGCGGUCGUGAUCGUUUAGUGCACCUGUUUCGACCAAGCGAUGAGGGCUAUCAGCACUUGUUAUGUAGCAGUGGAAUGAGCUUUUUAAUUGUGCUCUUCAAUCAACGGUGGAGGCAGGAGACCAAUGUGGCAGCAAACAAGCUACGAAGUGACGCUUACAAGAGAGAUGGCAGCGAAGCCCGCCGAGAGCUGCCCUUAAUGAAGAACUCUCUUUUUGUUCACUCUUUCCAGGAUGCCAUACAAUUUGUUCGUGAGAAUCUGAUCUCAGCCCAGAUGGGAAUUAACGAUAUGUUGGUGCCAGCAAGUGGUGGAGUGAUACUGGCAUCGUGCCAAGAUCGCCAAUUGCGCUCUUACUCACUUUCCGGGAAGCUGUUGACCGCCGUCAAGGGUACUGGUGGUGAAGCCGAUCUUCAACAAGGCUGGCUAGGAAAGUUCUGCCUCGAUCCGUCGUGCACCUAUGCGGCUAGCGUCUGCUCAGAUCGGCACGUUUAUGUAGUUGAGGUUCGCACAGGAAAGUGUGUUGCGGCGGUGACAGGUAUCGGAGAGUCGGCCACCGAUGUGGAGUUUUCUGAAGAUUGCAGGUAG